This is a messenger RNA of Motacilla alba alba, 1269 nucleotides long. RefSeq names its product basic leucine zipper ATF-like transcription factor (gene BATF). Lineage: Eukaryota; Metazoa; Chordata; Aves; Passeriformes; Motacillidae. The record is from RefSeq and is a predicted model, not a curated record. Gene Ontology annotation, biological process: regulation of transcription by RNA polymerase II. Bases 449 to 826 code for a protein of 125 amino acids. Gene Ontology annotation, cellular component: nucleus. Gene Ontology annotation, molecular function: RNA polymerase II cis-regulatory region sequence-specific DNA binding; DNA-binding transcription factor activity, RNA polymerase II-specific. The transcript has 3 exons.
UUCAACUGUGUGAAGGUGUUUUUCGGGGGUUUUUCAGGCUAUUUUGAAGCUCGUUUUUCCCAGAUGUGCUUUUUUCUUUUUUUCUUCUUUUUUUUUUUUUUUUUUAAUUGGUUUAAAAUUUUUUUUCUUCUUCUGUAACUUUACUUCUUUGCCCUAAAAUUUCCGGCCACGUGACUUUCAACUUACAUCCCUGAGGUUCUGAGAAACCACAGGAGGCUGAGACCUAAAGGGAAGGUGCAGAGGCUCUGAGAGGAGAGGCAGCGAAAGUGUCAGAGUGCUGGGCAGGAGGACAGAGAGCUGCUGGGACGGGUGAGAGUAGGAAGCCAAGGGCCACAUCAGAGGUGACAGAGGAGGACAGAGGAGAGGCAGAGAACCAAGACAGAACGCAGGCACACCAAAAGCACAAAGGAAGCUGAAGAGACCCUGGGAGCCAGAAACAGCAGCAGCCAUGCCCCACAGCUCUGACAGCAGCGAUUCCAGCAGCUUCAGCCAGUCUCCCCCUCCCAGCAAGCAGGAUUCUUCUGAUGAUAUGAGGAAAGUCCAAAGGAGGGAGAAGAAUCGAAUUGCUGCCCAGAAGAGCCGCCUGAGGCAGACCCAGAAAGCAGACACACUGCACUUGGAGAGUGAAGACUUAGAGAGACAGAAUGCUGCCCUGCGCCGGGAGAUCAAGCAGCUGACAGAGGAAAUGAAGCACUUCACCUCGAUGCUGAGCUCCCAUGAACCGCUCUGCUCCAUCCUGACAUCCCCUCCACCGCCUCCAGAAGUGCUUUAUGCCACACACUCUUUUCACCAGCCCCACAUUAGCUCCCCACGUUUCCAGCACUGAGCCAGCCAGCAGGACAGCGGCCUGCCAGCUCCACUGAUGGCAAGAAGUAACUUUGUGGGGCUUGCUUUCCCAUCCAAGGGAAGGAAUUGGACAGACGGACAUUCCUUCUUAAAGUAUGUAUUCUGAGUGAUUUGCCUAAGACUUGCUCCCUCUGCAGAAAUGGCAGAACCACCACGAGGCAUCUUUGGACAGUUUCCAGCUUAGAUUCUGGGAGGAAGAGGCAGUCACAAAAGGGCACCAUCCCCCUUCUCUGGUCCUUGUUUGGGGAGACUCACAGGAGUGUGCGGCACCGGCAGCCUCCAUAAGAGCAGCUGGCUGUGGCACGCAACAGCCAGACCUCCAGGAAGAGGAAAGGGAGCAGGGGUGGGGGGGAAGGUUAGGGGCCACAGAGUGUCAGGGCAAAACUGGUUUAUUUUUGUAAAAUAAAGAUUGAAAAUGCUUAA